Messenger RNA from Fusarium pseudograminearum CS3096, 4467 nucleotides. RefSeq lists its product as uncharacterized. Gene Ontology annotation, biological process: replication fork reversal. Gene Ontology annotation, cellular component: cytoplasm. The record is from RefSeq and is a predicted model, not a curated record. NCBI's taxonomy places the organism in Eukaryota, Fungi, Ascomycota, Sordariomycetes, Hypocreales, Nectriaceae. Gene Ontology annotation, molecular function: 5'-flap endonuclease activity; single-stranded DNA helicase activity. The transcript has 3 exons. The coding region runs from base 1 to 4467 and encodes 1488 amino acids.
AUGACGACCACACCUGCCACCCGAUUGACUUGGCGAGACCUAAUGGAGAAGGGGGAAGGCGCUGAUGAUGAGACUGCUUCGCCAAACGAGCGACUACUUUGGGACAACAGACAGGACAAUCUUUAUUUGAACGCACUGUCUCCCAUGUUGACUCGUAAAGGAAGGAAACGCGCCAGAAGCUCGUCGCCCGUGUCGUCGCCCAUUGCGGAAAAGCCAAAUACACCUUCAGUCAACGUCAAAAAGCUCGCACAGGCUCUCAAGUCGCCACACGCAGACCCAACGUUAGAGCUCUGGGAUCGAUACUCCCUGAAUGGAACCGAUACUGCAGACACCCUCGGACUAGCAAAUCCAACACUGGCGCAACUAAUAGUAUCUUCUUCGCCAAGGCCGAAUAAACCAGCGGCCGGUGAAGCUAGUCUGCGACGAGCGAUCAGUUGUGGGUUGAACUGGCCCAAGAGGAGAAGAAUUGAAAGAUCGACUUCAGGUUCAGGAAGUCGACUGAGCAGUGAGAAGGAAGAGCUGGAGGCUUCGAAAUCUUCAAUGGUAACGGCAUUGCUCGACACGGUGACUAGUAGCAUCAACGGACAGACCGAGGAGACCCAAGAUACACCAGAAUCUCCAUCUCCUAAGAGACGGGUAUGCGCUACUAGUAGUGGCUCUCCAGUCCAGCUGAAACCCCAACCUAGACCUCAACCUCAAAUACCGCCGCCACCUAUGCAAGCCCGUGCGCAGAGGCAAGCUCGAUCGCCGACCCCGAUCAAGGUCACGGGGCCUGCUGUUUCCUCGGACUACGGGGGUGAUGACUUUGAUGAUGAGGUUGACGAUGACACCAUGCUACAAUUGGAAGCGAGCAUCACCGCGACCCAAUCGGAAAUGGAACCUCGGCCUAAGACACCUAAAAACACACUACCGGACGAGUUCGACGAUAAAAUGGACGAAUUUGAGGACUUCGAUGAUGACAUCUUUAACGAAGCAGAAGACCUCAUAACAACCGAUUCGCAACAGGUGCCCCAAGCCCCCACAACAACUAAAACUGUCGAUCUGGACGAGGAUUUCGGCGAUGCCUUUGAAGAGGACUUUGAUUUCGAAGCCGUGGAACUGGCAGCAACGCAAGCAGCCCAAAAUUGCUCUGGAGACAGCCGGAAACCGAAAACAAUUCAACGAUACCUGGUUACGAAUGUUUUAGAGGACGAACACACGGAUCAGUACGGAAACGCACGGCCAGAAAAGAUCCUUCUCAUCCAGGCUGACAACUCGAAACACAUCAAGACAGUUCAUUUAAGGGGGUCGUGGUUUGAUACGCCGGCUCAUGCAGAUGCCUAUGUCCAUGUUAUAGGCGACUUUACUGCAAGAGGCCAAUGCGUUGUCGACGAUGCGCAGAACCUUCUCAUUUUACAUCCCGAUCAACUUAUAUCCGCCACUGUAGUUGCUGAUUCUUUUGGAUGCAUGCGCCGCGCCGUGCUUCAAGAUCGAGUCAAGGCUACAAGCCCACCAACACCACCACUUAUUUAUGGAACUAUGCUACACGAAAUAUUUCAGGAGGCACUUCUUGCUAACCAGUGGGAUUUGCCAUUCCUUUGCAGCGUCAUUGAGCGGAUCACAGAAAAGCAUGUCGAAGAUCUUUACACCAUCAAAGUCGGCAUACCGUCGGCCAGGGAGCACUUACAGUCGAAGAUGACCGAGCUGAGCUACUGGGCUGGCUCCUUCGUCUCUUCGCAAGCCAAACAUGAUGCAGUUGUGGAAGACCGGAACGGAAAGAAGGCCAACAUGGCUGUUACCAAGCUUCUAGACGUUGAGGAACAUGUCUGGUCUCCGAUGUACGGGCUGAAGGGCAAUAUCGAUGCAACCGUUGAAGUUGCGAUGCAAGAUGGAAAGAAUGUUCGCACCUUGACUGUGCCAUUUGAGGUAAAAACUGGCAAGCACGCAAACAGCAACCAUAUGGCACAGACAGCACUCUACACACUGCUCUUAUCAGAUCGAUACGACAUUGAGAUCGCGUAUGGCAUUCUCUACUACAUGGAAACGUCAAAAACAAUGCGCAUCCCUGCAAUUCGACAUGAGCUCCGACAUAUGAUUAUGCAACGAAACCAGCUGGCAUGCUACGUCCGUGAGCGAAGCGUUCAGUUGCCGCCGAUGCUCAAGAGUAAGCAUAUGUGUGGCAAAUGCUACGCAAAGACAUCAUGCUUCAUCUACCACCGACUGGCCGAUGACGGCGACGGCGAGUCAAGUGGAAUGAAUGAGAAAUUCGACGAGCUCGUCAAACACUUAACUCCCCAUCAUCAACAGUUUUUUAUUAAAUGGGAGAACUUACUUACCAAGGAAGAAAAGGAGAGCCAGAAAACCAAGAGAGAACUGUGGACGAUGACUAGCGUUGAGCGUGAAAAGAAGUCACGGUGCUUUGCCGAUGUUAUUAUUGAAGAGGGAUCAGCGUCAGUCGACACGGACAACCCCAAGAUCAAUCGUUAUCACUAUACCUUUAUCAAACGAAACCCGAUAGCCGGGUUUUCGUUUCUCGAGUCUGAGCUGACGGUGGGAGAGCCGAUUGUGGUUUCUGACGAGGAUGGCCACUUUGCCUUGGCCAUUGGCUACGUUACAGCAGUUAAGAGACAGCGAAUUAGUGUCGCGGUUGACAGACGUCUUCACAAUGCUCGAAUUCGACAACCUGGGUUUGAUGAGGUCGACAAUCAGGUCUUUGCCAGUAUUAUGGACGUCGCCCAUGAGGGUGCAACCCAGGAUGAAAGUACGGGUAAGAUUAAAGAGGCCCCUAUCAGAUACCGACUCGACCAGGACGAGUUUAGCAAUGGAAUGGCAACUGUCCGAAACAAUCUCGUGCAGAUGAUGGCAGACGACGUUUUCGGGGCGAGACAAAUUCGACGACUCAUAGUUGACCUGGAGGGUCCCAGAUUCAAGGCAGCUCCAACUCAGUACACCGUGUCGGAUCGAGAUAACCUCAAUGUUGACCAGCGUCGAGCCAUCGAGAAGGUCAUGAGUGCUCAGGACUACGCACUUGUUCUUGGAAUGCCGGGCACUGGAAAAACAACAACCAUUGCUCACAUCAUUCAGGCUCUGACGUCCCAAGGGAAGAGUGUACUUCUUACUUCACACACUCACACGGCCGUCGACAACAUUCUGCUUAAACUCAAGUCGGACAAGAUACCUAUUCUUCGUCUUGGUGCCCCCGCCAAGGUGCACCCUCAAGUUCAGGAGUUUGCUACUCUUGCCGGCCAUCCGAUGAAGUCGUUUGAAGAAAUCAAGGAAGCCUGGCACGGAACGCCGAUUGUUGCUACGACAUGUCUCGGUAUCAACCACCCCGUCUUCCAUGAGCGGACAUUCGACUACUGCAUUGUGGACGAGGCCUCUCAGAUUACCCUUCCCAUUUGCGCUGGCCCCAUAAGGAUGGCUCGUACCUUUGUCCUCGUUGGCGAUCACAACCAAUUGCCCCCCGUGGUGAGGAACGAAGAGGCGCGUGAGGGCGGUCUUGAUGUCAGCCUGUUCAAGCUCUUAUCUGACACUCAUCCCGAGUCGGUCGUCAACCUGGAACACCAGUAUCGUAUGUGCGAAGACAUCAUGGCUCUUAGCAACACGUUGAUCUACGAAGGCAAGCUUCGGUGCGGCACAGAACAACUCAAAAAGAAGAAGCUUCACAUCCCGCGCAUGGACGCUCUGAUGCAGCGGCACUACGAUGCAUCAACCAUUCACGCGGCAACGCCUAGAUCGUUCUGUCCCGCGCCUGGCCCCAACCGAUGCUGGCUAUAUGACCUCCUUGACAGUGAAGCUCGGGUGCGUUUCAUUAACACCGAUACCAUCCAGCCACCUGUACGCGAAGAAGCCCAGGGAAAACGUAUCGUCAACUCGGCUGAAGUUCGCAUCGUCUCCCAGCUUGUUGAAAGUUUGUUGACGAUUGGAAUUCCGGACACAGAGAUUGGUGUUAUGACACAUUAUCGAGCGCAGCUAUUUAUGCUGAAAGACAAGCUCAAAGCAUUCUCUGGGGUAGAGAUGCAUACAACAGACCGUUUUCAAGGUCGGGACAAGGAAGUUAUAGUCCUUAGUCUGGUACGAAGCAAUGAAGCUUGUAAUAUUGGAGACUUAUUGAAGGAUUGGAGACGAAUUAAUGUGGCUUUCACACGAGCAAAGACGAAGCUGCUCGUCGUGGGAAGCAAAUCGACGCUCAAGGGUAGCGGCAGUGACAGCAUGCUGAGCCAAUUCAUCUCUCUAAUGGAGGAUCGAAAUUGGAUUUAUGAAAUGCCUGCAAAUGCUUUGGAGAAUCAUUAUUUUGAGGACUUUGGCACACAAAUUACGACCGCGGGUGCUACGCAAAAGACAAAGUCACCAAAGAGGAAAGCCGUUGGAAAGGAGAAUAGGAGACAUUCACCAAAAAGGGCCAGGAUUAGCGACAAGGCGUUAUUAAAGGGCAAACUCAUCACAAGGGAUAUUUUAAACGACAUGACUGAUGGCGCAUACGUUUGA